Molecule: messenger RNA, 443 nt
Organism: Prorocentrum cordatum
Lineage: Eukaryota; Dinophyceae; Prorocentrales; Prorocentraceae
Source: the annotation of a GenBank genome assembly
UGGCACGCACCCGGCAGGACCAUCCCCGCGCCUGCGCGGUUCGGCAUGGAGCAGGUGGAUCCCAAGGACCCGCUGCCUUCUGGCGAGCGGUGCCCGCCGCCGGCGGCGGAGGCGCCGCCGCCGGAGCUCUCACCGGCAGAGGCAGCACGGCGUGCGCAGGAGGCCGUCCUGCAGCGGCUCUCCCCCCGAGUUGGCGCCAGCGGGCGACGGGCAGCGCUCCCUGGACUCUGCGCCGGCGCGCAGGCGCGGCGCCGCGACCACGGAGGCCGUGGCAGGCGACACCGCCGAGCGGCGCCCGCAGCGGCACCGCCGAGGAGCCACCGGAGGAUGCCGGUCCGAAGGGGCGGCGGCGGCUUCCUGGCGCCGCCGCAGCUGGCGGGCGGCCCGCAGCCCCGGGCGCAGUCUGCCACGUGCAGCCGCGGCGCGCCCGCCGGGCCAGGCAC